AUGUCAGAUCCUGGCUGUGUUGCUGUCCGGUCCUUGCCAGAGCUCCAGGACGAGGUCCCUGGUUAUGGGGCCGCGGCCGAGCCAACAGCAGGAGCCUCGGCACCAGCGGCAGCGGAGGAGGAUCCUGCAGAGGCACAAGCUUCUGCAAGCCUUUCUCGCCUCAUCGAAGUUCUCCCAAAGGCCGGCGAGUUGAACUCGUUUCUCGCUGAUGAUCUCGGGAAGCUUGAGCCGGGGACGGAAGCAGAUGUCCCGGUUCAAGCAUUGCGCUGGACGCACGAUGGCAUCAAUGCCCAGCUUGCAUUUGGAGAUGACCACGAGCACGCGGAUGAGUCGAUCUUCAAAAUGUUUGAGCAGCUCUUCCGGGGCAGGCUUACACCCCUAGACAUCACGAAGGAAGAUCCCCUUCCGGCAUUUUUACAUCAAGGCCCUGACGGUCAUCUGGGUCUGUACUCACGCCGAAACCGCCGACUGACAGCUUUCCUCAUGUAUCAAGCGCUGCGCCGGGACGAGUUGCUGAUGGUGCGUGUCCUUGUUUGUUCUCCAGAUGAUCCUGCAUGGCGCAGAGAGUGGCAGAAGAGCUACGAUGGGUCCAACGGCUUGUCCAUACGGCCGCACGAAGGAAAAGGAGCUUGCCAUCGCAGGUGUCCCCUUUUCCGCGGGACCUACCACCACUUCAGCCAUGUCUUGCGGCACGCCCGCAGCAGAGGGUACUCCGAGCCGGUGCAGGGUGCCCUCAACCUCCUGGCAGAGCAGCUCAGGGCGCCCUGGGCCCUCGAGAAUCACGAGUCGCAGAGGGCCGUGGGAAAGGCAGACGAAGCUACCAAGGUUCGAGAUCCCACCGCCUACAUCCUCGCAGCCGUGCGCAAAGGCAGAGGCACGCCGAAGAACGCGAGGCGGCAGCCCGGGGGCAAGCAGGUGAUGAAGCUUCAUCUCAAGGAGAACCGAAGCAGUAGCAGUAGCAGCUUCGACCCAUCGCUGGUCGAGAAGGUCCGGAAGCGAAUAGCAUGGCUGAACUCCAAGGGUGGCCUCAACGACAAGCUGAGCUUCGAGGUUGUCGGGGAGCUGCUCUUGCGGUCAGGGCCGAUUGGGGAGAUUAUGAAGAUCUUCAAGACCUUGGAAGAGAACGCCUCCGAGGUCCGGCACCCCAACAAAUACAUUGCCUCCGCUGCUCGACGCCUCCAAGAAGAGGGCGUGGCCCCUGAGCCCAUGAGCUCGGCGAACCGGCGCAUCGCGGCGAACGCACCACCCAAGGACAGCGACUUCCGAGACGAGCCGCUGCACGAGCAGCUGCGGGCCCACAUCCAGUGGCUGAACAGGGAGGUGCCGCUCACCGCACCCCUGGACUUCGGCCAGGUCGCGAGCUGCUUGCUGGAACUCGACACCGGUGAAGCUGGAAGCAUCCUGAGGCGCCUGGAAGAGAACGCCCGGGAGGUCCGCGACCCCAACAGCUACGUGGUCAAAGCAGCAGAGCGCAUGCUCGGAGGCCGCGACGGCGGCGGAAGGGGCGGCAAAGGCCAAGGAGGCAGCCGGCGACAGCCGCCUCCUCCGCCGCGUUCAGUCCCGGAGCCACCGCCGUCCCGGAAUGCGAGCGCCAAUCCGAUGGACAAGAUCGCAAAGAGGGUGGCUUGGCUGAACCAGCACACGCAGCUCGUGACGCCCUUGGACUACGCCUGGCUCCCAGAGCGUUCUCUUUUGCACGGAGGUUGUUGGGACGACUUCUGGACCUUCGAGCGCUGCUGCCUGAGCGAGGUGGAGCUUGAGGAGGUCCCAGACAACCUUUGCUUGGGCGGGCCAGUGCGGGCUGCAGAGGAGUUGAUCCUGGAGCAGCCCUCGGAGGCUGAGCCCUUUGUCUUCCUCUGGGACGAGAAGUGUGGCGGCACGACCUUCAACGAGUGGCUGCUGGCGUCGGCGCAUGACACUGGCCGAAUCCAGCGGACCCACAUCUCUGACUACGGCUGGCCGAACGUCAUUGGCACACCCUUCUUUCUGAAGUCCUACAGUGCGGAGAAGCUUCGUUCGCUGGAGAUCCUGUCUGCGAACGUGGACUGGAACAUCUUCCCCGCACUGGGCUGCCAAGCGCCGGUCCGCCAGCCCCACUGCUUCAUCCUCCUCAGGAACCCAAUCGACCGGUUCGUCUCCUACUACUUGGAGAGGUCAGAUCGUCGUCUAGAGGGCGGCAGCUCGAUCAUUCGCUUGCUGUCCCAAGUCCCUAUGGAGGACUUUGAAGCCUACCUGGAAUCGAUUCGCUUCGACCGCCUACGGUUCAGCGGGGAGGAGAGCGGCUUGUUUUGCAACCGCGAGAACGGCGAGCUGUGCCUUGCGCGCGAGGGCGACGUCUCCGCCGAUCCUGGCCCCGAAACCUUGGGCUUCCGCAGCCACGGCGGGCCCCAGAAUCGCUUGGCGCGGAUGUUGGACCCCCCCUUUGGCCGGCUGGAGGUGGCGAAAGCACGGCUGUCGCGCUGUGUGGUGAGUUUGCAGAAUGAAGACUUCGAGAACCACCUCAUCGUUCUGCGUGCCUUCUACCCCUGGAUAAAGCGGGUGAAGUUCGCGGAGGGCGAGGAGACCCAGAACAUCUACCACACCAAGGAGUCGUUCUUCCUGCGCGAGAAUCUUCCUGCGCGGUACCGCGAGGCCAUCGCGCGCUUCAAUGCCGUGGAUAUGGAGCUGUACCAGUUCGGCUUGGACCGCUUCUACUGGCAAGUCGCAGAGGCACGGAAGAUGCUGACGCUGGCGCCCCCAAGCUACGUCCAGAUGCCAGUCCUCACCCUCCCCUCCCGGGACUGGGAGUCCAACUGGCCCUUCUUCAAGGAGCAGCUUCCCACGGCCUUUCUGAUGAGGCGCCUUGCUCGCUGCCGCAUCACGAACCUGGUGUCCCAGUGCGCUCGGCUGGUGGGCGAGCGCACGCCCGAGGCCAUCGACUACAAGUUGCCCCCGGCCUUUGCCGAGCAACUCUGCCGACUGGCCACUGAUGUGUACUACGCAUCGAGCCCCGACAAGUUCUACUCGCUGGGGUUCCAGGACCUGCUCCAGGAAGUCGGGCAAGGGCACGCUGCGCAAUACCAGGAGAUCAGCCUGCCCGACUUCAACAGCCUUUGGGAGGACUCGUGGCAAGAGAUGCAGGAGGUCCUUGCCACCAGUGGACUGCCCAAGCCGAGCUGA
Messenger RNA from Symbiodinium natans, 3159 nucleotides. The record is from the annotation of a GenBank genome assembly. NCBI's taxonomy places the organism in Eukaryota, Dinophyceae, Suessiales, Symbiodiniaceae.